AACCGGGCCAAACCGAGGCCAUUCUCGUCAGCGAUGCCGUCCGGGAAGGGCUAAGGCGAGGCGCCGGAGCUUCUAGUGUAUAUACUAGGUCUAAUACCAGUUGGUUUGUUCCUCUAUGGAGUUUGGCGUCCUGCCGGUCUGGCGUUAUGCCCAAGGGAUGUGUGCUAUCGACGCCGGCGAGCAGCGUCCGAUGGCCAGCGGUGGAGUUCUUGAUGGUGGCGGCGGUGUGGUGCCUGUUGCUGCUGGAGGGACCCUCCAUGGCGCAUCCCCUAAAUAAGCUCGUGGUUGGUCCUCCAGGUCUCGAUUUGGAGGUUUGUUGCUGUGCUGGUGAGGUGGAGUUUGUAGUUCUUCCUCUCUGCUUCAGCCAUCAAGGAGAUGGAGGAGGGGAGCGGCGGCGGGAAGCUCUGCUUCAGUCGGCAUGGCGGGAAAUUCAUGGGAUCGAUUCUCAAGGAGUCCGGGCGGAGCUCAUAGUUCGUGGUUCAGGUAUUUCUUGUGUCAAGGAGAAUCUCGCCCCUGCUGUCUUGAGACUGCGUCUGGGUUCUGAGCUCAUCAACGGUGGUGGUCAUGGAGCUACGCCGCCCAGCUCGGUGGUUGACAGGCGGUUGGAAGCUACGCCACCCACGGGGAUGGUCGACUGGCGGCCUCCGCGCCGUCGUUUCUUCUGGCCGAAGGGCGGCCAUCUUUCCUCCCGGCCGGCGUGCCAGAUGGGAGGCAGUGACUCUGGCCUUGCGAGUUCCAUGGUCUGGCGACGGCGAUGCUGUGCUCGUGCAGGCGAGAUCUUGGACCUGAUCGCGUUUUCCUCCAGGUUGUUGGGGUCCUCUCUGCAAAUUUUAGGAACCAAGUUGUAUGUCCUGGUUCUCUUUGGGUUUGUAAGCAAUGUGUACUGUCUUUUUAUUAAUAUAAGCAGUAUCUAGGUCCUCCGGGGCUUUCUUUAUU
Molecule: messenger RNA, 936 nt
Organism: Lolium rigidum
Lineage: Eukaryota; Viridiplantae; Streptophyta; Magnoliopsida; Poales; Poaceae
Exons: 2
Coding region: 147-914 (255 amino acids)
Source: RefSeq, a predicted model, not a curated record